GCACACCGGGGAUUUCCACCCAAGCGCUAGUUUCCUUCACUUGUUUUGCUUUCGAUCUGAAGACCGAAAUCAAUCCCAUUUGACUUUUCGUUUUGAUAUCAAGGACUACAAAUUGUCGAGACUCCUUUACGCACUCUUUCUUUUUAUUUCUGGAGUGAUUUCCGCACGUCGCAGGUCAGCAUGCCGGUGGAGAGAAUGCGCAUGAGGCCGUGGUUGGAGGAGCAGAUAAACUCUUGUCAAAUACCGGGACUUAAAUGGGUCAACAAGGAGAAGAGAAUAUUCCAGAUUCCGUGGAUGCAUGCGGCGCGGCACGGAUGGGACGUAGAGAAAGAUGCUCCUCUUUUUCGAAACUGGGCCAUACAUACAGGGAAAUAUCAACCAGGUGAUAAACCAGACCCCAAAACAUGGAAGGCCAACUUCCGCUGUGCCAUGAACUCCCUGCCCGACAUCGAGGAGGUGAAAGACAAAAGCAACAAAAAGGGAACGAACGCCUUCAGGGUGUACAAAAUGCUGUCAGCGUCUGAGAAACAAUCAAAGAGAGGAAAAAAGAGAGCAAUUGAAAAAGAAGAAAAGUUAAAGGUAGAGCGGCUGUGCUCCAUGUCCUCCAGCUGGGAGAACAGUAACGGCUCCUCUCCAUGCAAAAGCCUGGUAACAGUGAAGCAGGAGGCCGAUCACUCAGAGGACCAUCUGAUCAUCAACGAUCUGCCCGACGUCUGUCAGACCAUCGAGGUGGUGACAGAGAACGAGGAGCAGGCCGUGACCUCCAGUGACCUUUACCCUUUACAGAUCUCCCCCAUCUCCUCAUACGCUGAGAGCGAAACGGACAGCGCCAGCGAGGAAGACUCCAAAGAGCGGAUCCAGGCCUUAAUAUUCCGCAACGAAGACAAAAAGAUGCGUUUCCCUCUGCCCGGCAUGUCCUCCUUCAUUUCUCCAGACAAACCCAACUUCAAGAUCACCACCGUCCAAGACUCGCCGCUGCCCUUCGCUGUCGGGACAUCCUGGAGCCUCUUCCCCACACCGUCCCACAAACCCGGUCCCUCGGGCCAAGCGACAGCCCACGAGAAACGGGCCAGCGUCAUCAUGAAGACCUCGGACGUGUCCAAAUCCUCCGUCAAGAGCUGCUGAGGGUGAUUCCAGUCGACUUGACUACGACACUACCAUCCUUACAGGACCUACCAGCUCACGAGACCAUCCCAUAAGAGGUAACCCAGAACUCCCAGAUGGGGCGGGAUGUGUGAGCGCAAAAUUCAGGGAGAUUUGGAGCGCGGCGUAUCCGCACGCUGAUCUGAAGCCAUUGUGAAUGUGUAUAUAUAGUGGGAUCAUUGCCUAAUUGCCUUUAGCACCUUAUGGAUGAGCACUGGCCGCCAUAAUCAGUGACUUUUCGAUGUUUAUGUGCGCUGGUAAAACCGCGUAAUCG
This is a messenger RNA of Danio rerio (zebrafish), 1417 nucleotides long. It is a transcript of the gene irf2b, whose product is annotated as interferon regulatory factor 2b. The record is from RefSeq and is marked validated. Gene Ontology annotation, cellular component: nucleus. NCBI's taxonomy places the organism in Eukaryota, Metazoa, Chordata, Actinopteri, Cypriniformes, Danionidae. Gene Ontology annotation, biological process: animal gross anatomical part developmental process; regulation of DNA-templated transcription; DNA-templated transcription. Gene Ontology annotation, molecular function: DNA binding; sequence-specific DNA binding; DNA-binding transcription factor activity.